This is a messenger RNA of Tetrapisispora phaffii CBS 4417, 465 nucleotides long. It is a transcript of the gene HCH1, whose product is annotated as Hch1p. The record is from RefSeq and is a predicted model, not a curated record. Lineage: Eukaryota; Fungi; Ascomycota; Saccharomycetes; Saccharomycetales; Saccharomycetaceae. The transcript has a single exon. Gene Ontology annotation, cellular component: cytosol. Gene Ontology annotation, biological process: positive regulation of ATP-dependent activity; protein folding. Bases 1 to 465 code for a protein of 154 amino acids. Gene Ontology annotation, molecular function: protein-folding chaperone binding; ATPase activator activity.
AUGGUGGUCGUGAACCCUAAUAACUGGCAUUGGGUGAAUAAGAACACCCUAAAAUGGAGUGAAGAAUAUUUCAAUGAGACGUUACGGGACUUCGGCGGCAACCUAGACGACACUAAACGUGUUGUGAUCACCAACAUUGCGAGCGUUAAGGGAGACUCGAAUGUAUCACAAAGAAAGGGUAAGCCGAUCUGCUAUUUCGAUCUAAACCUUGGCCUGGAUGUUGCUAUUGUUGACAGCAGCGGAAAGAAUGACGUGGAACAAGACAACGACGCACCUGAGAUCAGGGGAGUGAUAUCCAUCCCUGAAUUCAUGCACGAUGAAGACGAUUUUGAGAUCAUCGUCAAGGAUCUCGACAGAGACCAUGCUCUUUUAGUCAACAAAGAGUUCGUCCCACAAUUAAGAAAGCUACUCCUAGCAUAUCAAACUGCACUACUAGAAGAACACUCCAAAGGUCUUCAACAGUAG